This is a messenger RNA of Leptopilina heterotoma, 1236 nucleotides long. It is a transcript of the gene Dera, whose product is annotated as deoxyribose-phosphate aldolase. The record is from RefSeq and is a predicted model, not a curated record. Gene Ontology annotation, cellular component: cytoplasm. The coding region runs from base 202 to 1125 and encodes 307 amino acids. The transcript is spliced from 5 exons. Lineage: Eukaryota; Metazoa; Arthropoda; Insecta; Hymenoptera; Figitidae. Gene Ontology annotation, molecular function: deoxyribose-phosphate aldolase activity. Gene Ontology annotation, biological process: deoxyribonucleotide catabolic process; carbohydrate catabolic process.
AAUUAAAUGUCAAAAAAUAAUCCUUAUCUGUGUCGUUAUCGUUAUCUUUUACCUCUUUUUCUUUUUUGUGUUUGCCAGUGUUUGCUUUACAAUUAGCUGCAGGAAGAAGAAGUUUAAGAUAAUGACAGUAUAGCAAUUUACAAAUCGAGAAAAGAAAGUUAUUGUUACGUAUAAGAAUUUUUAUUUAAUUUCAAAAAAAAAAUGACAGAAGAAUAUUUAUCCGAUCGAUCAAGUUCGAUAAUAAUGGAAAAUCAGGUUUACUUGAACGAACCGGCGAUAAGAAAUCGAUCGAAGGGAUUUGUUUAUCAAGCCUCAAUUUUAAAUGACAGGAAUAAAUUAGCUUGGUUAUUGAAAUCUGUAACUUUUAUCGACUUGACAACUCUGGGAGGCGAUGACACCGCUUCUAAUGUCAAGGCACUUUGUUCCAAGGCCGUGAAUCCUAUAAAUCUUUCGUUUGAAUUCAUACCAAUUCAAACAGCGGCUGUUUGCGUUUAUCCGGCGAGAAUCGAAGAUGCAGUUUCUGCUUUGACAGAAUUAAAUGGACAAAAUGUUGCUGUCGCCAGUGUUGCAGCAGGAUUUCCCUCGGGACAAUAUCCAUUGGAAUCGCGUCUUCGGGAAAUUGAACUUGCAGUGAAAUCGGGAGCAAACGAGAUUGACAUUGUAAUUAAUAGGUCAUUAGUUCUAUCCCACAAUUGGAAUGAAUUAUUCAAUGAAUUGAGGGAAAUGAAAAGAGUUUGCGGUGCGGCGCAUAUGAAGACAAUUCUCGCCGUUGGUGAAUUGCCAACUUAUCAAGAUGUUUAUAAGGCAUCAAUGGUGGCAAUGAGAGCAGGCUCGGAUUUCAUUAAAACCUCAACUGGAAAGGAAACAGUGAAUGCAACAUUGCCAAUUGGAAUUGUCAUGUGUCGUGCAAUUCGUGAUUUUCAUCGAGAAACUGGUCGCAAGGUGGGAUUCAAACCUGCUGGAGGAAUAAAAACAGCGUCUCAAGCUCUUCAGUGGAUGAUUUUAAUUAAACAAGAAUUGGGUGACGAAUGGCUGGACAAUUCUUUGUUUCGAAUUGGAGCCUCGAGUCUAUUGGACGAUAUUGUUAAAAAUAUUAACAAUUUACUGAAAACACACGUUUUUUAAUAAAUUAAAUAUUCAGAUAAUUAUAAUAUUAUUUUUAUAAACGCAUUUUUUUAAGACACUUUUCUUGUAAAUACACUUUUUUGUUAUUAAAACACUGUUAUUGUAAAAACA